AUGAUUCAUCACGAUAUUAUUUCCGUGAUUGCCAGCUUUCUACCACUUCAACAAAUGAUGAAAUUAGAAAGAGUUUGCAAGGAGUGGAAACUAGGUCUCUAUCUUCAUUGCUCCUCUGUGAAAUCUUUCCAAUUGACCAAACAUUUACUCUAUUUAAUACAAGUACCUAUUCCGAGACCUCUCAUUUCGGAUAAACAGGCAAGGAAUGCACUUCGAGAAUAUUGUUAUUCGAAUGAAAAGACAUUGUUUAAUAAUCAAGCAUUUAUUGCACCGAAAGAUCAGAAUCAUCGGUUGACUAUUCGAAAGAUGGUUUCCAAGUGGUUUGGUGAGAUGUUCGUGCAUGUAGAGAAAUUGCACUUUUCUGAUGUUAGAUUUUCAGGAGAUUUGGUUGAUGAUUUCUUUUCAAGUCGAGUGUUUUGUGAAAAAAUUAGACAAUUGACAUUUGUUGGAUGUCACUUGAUGAAAUCAUGUGCCAAAGAGUUUACAAACAAGAUGAAGAAUGUGGAAUGUAUUAUUUAUUAUAAGAAUAAGUUGGAGGAUGUGGAUUUGAAGCAUUUGACAGAAUUUGUGAAAAGUUCUUCAUUGAAAUAUUUGUAUUAUCCACAAGCUGAUUUGGUCAACUUGUCUAAAUUGACAGAGAAGGAUAAACUCUCACCAUUUUAUUAUGAAUUGGAUGAUGAGUUCAAAGGAGAGGAUGGAGAGGAUGCCAAACAUCAGGUUACCAUUUUCGAUAUUGAAAAAACCAAACAAUUUCACAAAACAAAAGGAAAUUUUCAUGAAACUUUGAAAAUGUUUGGAAUUAUUUCAAAUGAAUUUGAAGAAUUUUAUUACAAAACUUUGGAAUUACCUGCCAAUGAAUGUAUUUCACAAUUUAAUAGAUUAAUUGACAAUGGAAUGCACUUUUUUGAUGUUAAUUUUAAAAACGACUUUGUGAUGGAAUUGUUUUAUAAUCAUUGGAGGCACUUUAAUGUCAUUGAUUUUUUCCAAAAUUAUUUCAAUCUCAAGCGGCACAAGACAGAAGUGUUACAGAAAUUGUUAGCAAACUCAAAGUCAACUGAAGAACAAUUUGAGAUUGUUCAACAAUUUUGGCCUCGAUGCUCAACCACCAUAGAAAAGAUUUCCCUAUUGCAAAUCUCCAGGAUGAACAACGUGUUGGAACAAUUAAUUGAGGAGAAAAUUGUAGAAAUUGAUUGGAAGGAAUUUGAAAAUGAAAUUGAUUUCUGUGGUGUGUUGAAAAUUGUUAAACAAUGUUUAAGGAAGCGAAAGACAAUGGAAAACAAGCUUUCCCCAGCCAAUAAGAAAGCCAAACAGUAA
Molecule: messenger RNA, 1314 nt
Organism: Naegleria gruberi
Lineage: Eukaryota; Heterolobosea; Eutetramitea; Acrasida; Naegleriidae
Exons: 1
Coding region: 1-1314 (437 amino acids)
Source: RefSeq, a predicted model, not a curated record